Hibiscus syriacus is the source of this 1222-nucleotide messenger RNA. RefSeq names its product protein FANTASTIC FOUR 1-like. The record is from RefSeq and is a predicted model, not a curated record. Lineage: Eukaryota; Viridiplantae; Streptophyta; Magnoliopsida; Malvales; Malvaceae.
CUUCACAUUCAAUCCUUUUCUUUUCCUUACAGUUUUAUCUCACAAAACCAAACUUUUUUUCUUGUUGAUUCUAAGGUUUCUCUUUCGUUAUCUCAGGAAAAUUCCAAAAAGAAAAAGGGUUCUCUUUUACAGAUUUAAGCUCCCCUGUUUUUGCUUUGUUUUCCCCUUACGUUUUGGGGAGAAAGAUGUUCUCAAGUGUCUGUCAAGGUUUGCAACUGUGCCUAGAGCCAAGGAUCGUUGAAGCACCUUUUUUUAGGCUCAAUAUGUCUCCAUCACCAAUUAACCUUAACUCGAACCAGCCAGGCGCCGGCAUUACCGAUAUUGACGACAACAACGACGACAAUGAGUGUAAACCGAUAGUUAAUCAGAAUACUGAUAUUGGUGGAUGGAGUUUUCUUCAAUCCUUGGCCUGCUCCAAAAGUUCAAUCGACCAUAACGAAGUUUACGUGCACCCUCUUGUUAAGAGUUCAGCUUUUACCCUUAGUGAAAGCCUUGAUAUGUGCACCGAAAGCUUAGGCAGUGAGACCGGAAGUGAAGUCAGUGAUCGCAGCAACGGCAUUCCCUUUCUUCUUUCAGAGACCGACGGUUUUGACACAUCGAAACCGAGGGAAAAGUCGGCAACGAGAAGAAUGAGUCGUAGAAGCAACUUUCCACCUCCUUUGACGUCCAUUGGCGGCUCAACCGUGAGUUAUAUUCCAUUGAAUACUAGAAGAACGAGUCGAAGCAGCAGCUUUCCGCCUCCAUUGACGUCCAUUAGCGGUUCAAAUGGUGUUCAAGUCACAUCUCACCGUGAAGGCGGCCGCCUCGUCGUUCAAGCCGUUAGUGCCCCUACUUGUCAUACAUACAUGCAUGCAGAACGAACCGAGGGAAGGCUUAGGCUUUGUCUUUUUAAAGAUAGUACCACUAAUACCCCCAUUUCUGAUGACCAUGACGGUGAAGAUGAAGAUAUUACUAUCCCGAUUUUCGACGAUGAAGAUGAAGGACGAGAAGAGGUAGCCGAAGAAGAUGAAGCGGUUAAUGAAGAAAACGGUGUCGUAGAAUGUGAAAUUGAAGAAGAAAGGUGUCAUUGGGGAGAUGAGGGUAUGAAUGUAAAGAGUGGGAAUAUUGAGGGUAGAAUUGGGAUGGGGAAGUUGCCAAGGCGAAGCAGUUGCAAAGAAAGACGUUGUAGGCACAAAGGGUUGCUUGCUUGGGAGCCAUACUUGGUGGCCACUUAAAAUGUUUU